This is a messenger RNA of Cyclocybe aegerita, 663 nucleotides long. Lineage: Eukaryota; Fungi; Basidiomycota; Agaricomycetes; Agaricales; Hemipholiotaceae. The record is from the annotation of a GenBank genome assembly.
AUGCUCGGACACAAGUACAAGACUGGCUCCCUUAUUCGUCUGAAUACCAAAGGCGCCGAGCAUUUGAAGAAGAUCUUUGGGAGCGUCUCUGGUGCAUACCAGCCUUGGGUUAUCACAGCGGAAACAUUCUCAACGAUCUUCCCAACAUACACGAUCCAGAGCAUGUCGGGCACGCAAUAUCAGGGAAUAAAGGAGGACUAUCUCGAGGCUCACGUCGUUUGCCACCAACUGCUGAACGCGUUUUCCCUUUGCCUACAUCCACCAGCCACCAUGUUACCACUGUCGCUACUGACAGCCGCCCAAAACAAACCCAUGUUGGUCGAGCUGAAGAACGGAGAGACCCUGAACGGCCACCUGGUCAAUUGCGACAACUUUAUGAACAUUACUCUCCGAGAAGUUUAUCAGACCAACCCAGAUGGCGAUCGCUUCUGGAAACUGAAGGAAUGUUACAUUCGGGGAAGCACAAUUAAGUACUUGCGCGUACCUGACAGUCUACUAGAUAUCGUGAAGGAGGAGCAAAAUAGAGCCCGUGACGCGAAUCGUAGUGCCAGAGGAGGUCAUAUGGGAGGCAAGUCGGAGGGGAGCUCCGAGAGCCCGUGGGGGACGUGGAGCGCCAAUGCGGGGAGGAAGAGGUCGUGGACGAGGAGCAUGAUGAGCAAGUAG